AUGGCGAUCUCGCCGUACGGCCCACGGCCUCGACGGUCCGCCCGACUCAUUAUCAUGUGGGUGGCCGUGCUGGUCAUAAUAUUCAUCCUCAUGUUCUACUUAACGUCGAGGGAUAGCGAGGCGUCGAAUAUACUGGCGAGCGAGGGAAACGGCAAGGGGAAGGGGUUCGAGGCUAAGGCGAAAAUCGUACCGUGA
Molecule: messenger RNA, 195 nt
Organism: Anthostomella pinea
Lineage: Eukaryota; Fungi; Ascomycota; Sordariomycetes; Xylariales; Xylariaceae
Source: the annotation of a GenBank genome assembly